CGGCGGCAGGAGGAAGAAGAAGCGGCGGCGGCGGCGCGUGUCAUGGCGGAGCUGGCGCAGGGCCCGAACGCGGCGCCCGUGGGCGGGAUCAAGGCCGAAGGCUUCGCCGACGCGCUGCACCGCGUCCGCCAGAUUGCUGCUAAAAUUGGAGAUAUUCCCCACUUGAAUAAUUCCACACCGCUUGUGGAUCCCUCCGUCUAUGGUUAUGGAGUACAAAAACGGCCCCUGGAUGACGGAAGUCUUCGUUUAAGUUGGCUCCAUGGAGCACAGAUAAGAGAAACCCAGAGAAUAGGUAACCAGUUAGGGGCCCUGGUACAUCAAAGGGCAGUAAUAACUGAAGAAUUUAAAGUGCCUGACAAGAUGGUAGGAUUCAUUAUCGGCAGGGGUGGCGAGCAGAUCUCCCGGAUCCAGGCAGAGUCGGGCUGCAAAAUUCAGAUUGCUCCAGACAGUGGCGGGAUGGCCGAGAGACCCUGUGUGCUCACUGGGACGCCAGAGAGCAUUGAACAAGCAAAGCGGCUAUUGGGACAGAUUGUGGACCGCUGUCGGAAUGGGCCCGGUUUUCACAACGACGUGGACGGCAACAGCACGAUCCAGGAGAUUCUUAUCCCGGCAUCCAAAGUGGGCCUGGUCAUCGGCAAAGGUGGAGAGACGAUAAAGCAGCUGCAGGAACGAACAGGCGUGAAAAUGAUUAUGAUCCAAGAUGGCCCUUUACCGACUGGAGCGGAUAAACCUCUUCGGAUUACCGGAGAUGCUUUUAAAGUACAGCAAGCAAGAGAGAUGGUACUGGAAAUAAUCCGCGAGAAAGAUCAGGCAGAUUUCCGAGGGGUACGCAACGACUUUACCUCCAGAAUGGGAGGAGGCAGCAUAGAGGUGUCUGUGCCCAGGUUUGCCGUGGGAAUCGUAAUAGGAAGAAAUGGAGAAAUGAUAAAAAAAAUCCAGAAUGAUGCUGGCGUUAGAAUUCAGUUUAAACCAGAUGAUGGGAUUAGCCCAGAAAGAGUCGCACAGGUCAUGGGUCUCCCGGAUCGGUGUCAGCAUGCGGCUCACAUAAUCAACGAGCUCAUUCUCACUGCUCAGGAACGUGAUGGUUUUGGAAGCCUUGCUGUGGCCCGGGGGAGAGGCCGUGGUCGUGGGGACUGGAGUGUCGGGACUCCUGGAGGUGUGCAGGAAAUCACCUACACGGUGCCGGCUGACAAAUGUGGUCUUGUUAUUGGCAAAGGUGGGGAGAACAUCAAGAGCAUAAACCAGCAGUCUGGAGCCCACGUGGAACUUCAGAGGAACCCACCUCCCAACACGGACCCCAACGUGCGGAUAUUCACCAUUCGGGGAGUCCCCCAGCAGAUCGAGCUUGCCAGACAUCUCAUAGACGAGAAAGUUGGCGGUACUAGCCUGGGGGGCCCUGGAGGCUUUGGGCAGAGCCCCUUCAGCCAGCCGCCUGCUACGCCUCAUCAAAACGGUCCUCAGGCAUUCAUGACGCAGAGUUGGGGUGGCACUUACCAGACGUGGCAGCAGCCUGGACAGCAGGUUCCAAAUCACAAUGGCACCCAGUCAGGCCAGGUGGAGUUUACCAAAGCGUGGGAGGAUUAUUAUAAGAAACUAGGUCAACAGACCCAGCAGCAGAACAGCCAGCCAGAUUACAGCAAGGCGUGGGAGGAUUAUUACAAAAAACAGAGUCACGCCGCUACUGCUGCUUCUCAAGCAAGCUCCCAGCCAGACUACACAAUGGCCUGGGCAGAGUAUUACAGACAGCAGGCGGCUUACUACGGGCAGACAUUAGGGCAGGCUCAGGCCCACAGCCAGGAACAGUAGGACAAUGUCUGCGUGACUUUUUUUC
Molecule: messenger RNA, 1831 nt
Organism: Euleptes europaea (tarantolino)
Lineage: Eukaryota; Metazoa; Chordata; Lepidosauria; Squamata; Sphaerodactylidae
Gene: FUBP3
Product: far upstream element binding protein 3
Exons: 20
Coding region: 43-1806 (587 amino acids)
Biological process (GO): regulation of gene expression
Cellular component (GO): cytoplasm; nucleus
Molecular function (GO): mRNA binding
Source: RefSeq, a predicted model, not a curated record